Molecule: messenger RNA, 1532 nt
Organism: Macrobrachium nipponense
Lineage: Eukaryota; Metazoa; Arthropoda; Malacostraca; Decapoda; Palaemonidae
Exons: 7
Coding region: 222-1532 (436 amino acids)
Source: RefSeq, a predicted model, not a curated record
GAACCGAAGGCAAAAUUUCUGUCAGUGCUUCAAGGAAGGAAAAUAAUGAAAAUUCAAAAGCCACCUCGAAGUGUUCCAAAAGUUGAUUAAGAUUAUUUGAAAGAGCCUUGUCGGGCAGAAGAAUAUGUAGCCCAGUUGACGUUACCGCUCCAAAGUUCCUGAGAUAGAAAGCUGCUCUAUAAUGAUUCUUUAGUGCCUUGCUUUGCUGAUUUGAAGGGAAGAUGUUGCCACUCAUUGGGUGCCUCAGAUAUACGAACAAUGGCUCUGAUAAACAGAAAAAUAGUUUUUUACUGAUGGUAAUCUUCGUCGCAUUCUUGCAACAUCAGCCUUUGCAUCAACUUUUUGGGGUCAGUGCCGCACCGCAUACAGUAUUGGUACACGAAGAUUGCCCCAGUACGGUGAAGAUUAUAUCGAAUUAUAAGCCCUCCUCCCUUGCUGGCCUUGUGCCACUGCCCUGUGGCGCGCAAGAACCACCGACGUCUGCACUAGUCACUCUGUCUUCAAAGGCCGCCCAAAACGGCACAUUCUUCGUAGUUGUGGCGUCCUGCGGGGUUGUCAGCAGCCUCUCUUCGCCCCUGAGGUCACCAGCCAUCGUGCCACAAGAGAGGAUGAUCCCUGUGCCCACUUCAGGGCAGCGGUGUCGUUACAGAAAAAGAGGAUGCGGUGCUCUCGGGGAACCUCUGAGGAAUGUCUUGAAUCUCGCAGCUUGCUGGAUGACCUACAACGUGUGGAGUCAAGUCGUCGUAUUUUAUGACGAGACGUUGGAUACGCAAGCCAAUGCGGAUUUAGUUGGAAAUUUCCUCAACUACUGCUUCUUUCAAGGCUUCAAACUCUCCUUCAUCAACACGCAGAAGAAGUCUCCUGACGGAGGGAAUUCGGAAGGACACCACGUUGCUUUAAUCGAAGCUGCCCUCGCUAACUGGGACUCCAUUGACGCCAAACACACGAUCGUCAUAGCUGACAGUGAGUCCGUUUCAGCACUGCUGAAGAAGAUACCAAGCCUCAAUAACUCCCGCAACCAGAGCAGCUAUGAAUGGCUGGUGAUCACGUCCGUUAGAAAUGACGUCAUCGAUGCCUGGACACCCACCAACGGUCAUCAGGUUUAUUUUGCAGAUGCUCCGCUAAAGGAUCUUUCCGUAACAUUAUCAAACGCCGUGAGGAUAGGUGAAGCCCUAGCCAGAGACAACAGCACGUGUACGGAUGUCGCCAAGCACCCUGGAGUUCGUCUGCCCAACAUCGCUAUCUCCAUAAAGCCACCCGAUUAUUCUUCGACUCUGAUUCCACCUGUGGUAUUUCCACAUCGCGGUCCUCGACUUGUUGCUACCCAUAGCUACGCGCCCACGCUGGGUGGAAUAGGCCGCUUGGGCGGGGUAGAUCCAAGCGACGUGGGAAGUCUCCACUCCCUUUCGCCGAAUGAGGCGUUCCAGCUGUACGGGGCGCACCUCCUCGUGACCACUCUUAGUAGCGAGCCAUUCAUCAGAGCUCUAGACACAAUCAACCUCAAUUCGAGGGACCCCCAGGCUACCAAGUAA